Molecule: messenger RNA, 2479 nt
Organism: Triplophysa rosa
Lineage: Eukaryota; Metazoa; Chordata; Actinopteri; Cypriniformes; Nemacheilidae
Gene: btk
Product: Bruton agammaglobulinemia tyrosine kinase
Exons: 18
Coding region: 120-2036 (638 amino acids)
Biological process (GO): T cell receptor signaling pathway; peptidyl-tyrosine autophosphorylation; B cell receptor signaling pathway
Molecular function (GO): ATP binding; protein binding; non-membrane spanning protein tyrosine kinase activity
Source: RefSeq, a predicted model, not a curated record
GUUUGGUCCACUGUUGAUUCACAUUCAGUGUCCAGUUUAUCAAGCUGCUCUUCGUCUGAAACGCAUCUCACCCUGGUGCCAGAUCACACUGGAGAAAAAAGAGAUUACAUCAGAUUUAAAUGAACAUGCCAGACAGCAUUCUGGAGGAGAUUUUUAUAAAACGGUCCCAGCAAAAGAAGAAGACUUCGCCUUUAAACUUCAAAGAGAGGUUGUUUGUACUCACACAGGACAAGAUCUCCUAUUAUGAUUAUGAUGUUGAUAAAGGGAAAAGGAAAGGACUUAAGGGUUAUGUGGACACUGAAAAGAUUAAAUGUGUGGCGAUUGUGUUAUCGGAUGACAACACACCUCCUGAACGACUCUACCCUUUUCAGAUAAUCUAUGACGAAGGUCCCCUGUAUAUAUUUGCAAAGUCAGACCAAGUUCGAAAGCAGUGGAUACGGGAAUUAAAGAACGUGAUCCAGUCCAACAAGGACCUGAUGCAGAAGUUCCAUCCUCGUUUCUGGGAAGAUGGCAUGUGGAAGUGUUGCAAGCAGGAGGUUAAACAGGCUAUGGGUUGCCGAGUGACGGAGAGCAAAAAUGGAGGCUUUCUGAAUAGAGAUAAUAAGAGUAUUUCCAGAAAGCCACUUCCACCUACACCUGAAGAGGAAAAGUUGCCCCGGCCAUUGCCCCCCCAGCCACCCGUGCCCUCAGGCUUCAGCUUGGGCAUGACUGUUAUAGCUGAAUAUGAAUACACACCAAUGGCGUCACACGAUUUGGAGUUGAGGAAGGAUGAGGAGUACACGCUCUUAGAAAUCAAUGAUCCCAACUGGUUUAGAGCUAGAGAUAAAUACGGAAAUGAAGGAUAUAUUCCAAGUAACUAUAUUGCUCAGGCCUUGAAUGGAUUGGAGAAAUACGAUUGGUACUGCAAGAACAUUAACCGUAGCCAAGCUGAGAAUUUAUUAAAAACAGAAAAUAAAGACGGUGGUUUCCUAGUGAGAGAUUCUGGCAAAUUUACUGGAAAAUACACUGUCUCUGUGUUUACCAAGGUUGGUGGCGAGACUGUUGGCAACUGCAGACACUACAACAUAUGCGUCAACGCACAAGAUCAGUUCUAUCUAGCAGAGAACCACAACUUCAGCACUAUCCCAGAGCUUAUCAUUUACCAUCAGCACAAUGCAGCGGGUCUGGUAAGCAGACUAAAACACAUUGUGUCAAACCGGACUGAGCAUGCUCCAUCUACGGCAGGUCUGGGCUAUGGAGGCUGGGAGAUUGAUCCUCGACAGCUUACGUUUAUCAGAGAACUCGGCAAUGGGCAGUUCGGUGUGGUGAAAUAUGGGAAGUGGCAAGGCCGUCAUGAUGUGGCCAUUAAAAUGGUAAAAGAGGGCUCGAUGUCUGAGGACGACUUCAUUGAGGAGGCUAAGGUCAUGAUGAAACUCUGUCAUGAAAACCUGGUGCAGCUCUAUGGCGUAUGCACAAAACAAAGACCCAUUUAUAUAGUCACUGAGUAUCUUGCCAAUGGAUGUCUGUUGAACUACUUACGGGACGGACUGCAACACCCCACUGGUAUUAUGCUUCUUGAGAUGUGUAAAGAUAUCAGUGAGGGUAUGGCCUACUUGGAGGCCAAUCAGUACAUUCAUAGAGACCUGGCUGCUAGAAACUGUUUAGUAGAUUCAAACGGAACCAUUAAAGUGACAGAUUUCGGAUUGUCAAGGUAUGUUUUGGAUGAUGAGUACUUGAGCUCUGCGGGCUCAAAGUUCCCUGUGCGCUGGUCUCCACCUGAAGUCCUCCUUUAUUGCAAGUUUAGCAGCAAGUCAGACAUCUGGGCAUUUGGUGUUUUGAUGUGGGAGGUUUAUACUCUGGGUAGAAUGCCGUAUGAGCGGUGGAACAACACAGAGAUAGUAGAGAAAAUAUCAACAGGUCAGCGUCUUUAUCGCCCACAAAUGGCCAAUGAGAGAGUUUAUUCCCUAAUGAUGAGCUGUUGGCAUGAGAGAGCAGAUGAACGGCCCACCUUUCAGGACCUUGUCGUGAUCAUCAAGGAUUUGCUUUUCAAUAUGUAAAAGUUGAUGACCAUAAACACAACUGCAGUGAACCCUUGUUCAAUAAGGUUAUAUAUUUACAAAAGUGUAUGGUCAACAAGAAUUUAUAUAAAAACUGUUCACUUAAUAAAUUACUUUGAACAGAAGAACCCAAUAAUGUGAAUGCAUUUAAUGAAAAUAUAACUGUUCGUUCUUGAAUACGCUCAAUGAAAUGUAAUUUCCCAUUUAACAAUGAAGUAUUUUCCUUAAAUGUUUGUAACGAAAUUCUAUAUUUAUAAAAUCCCCUCAGUAAAUUUAAUAUGAAACUAUUAUUAAUAGCCUUAUAAAAGUUGCUUCAACAACAAUAAAACUAAAAUUCAGGAUUGCAUGCCUUUCAUGUAUAUAGUGCCUGCAUUUAUUUUUACAGUUAAUUUAACUCCAUUUUCAUUAAAAAAAAAAAAACAUUAGUUAACCUUAGUUACAAA